CUGGGAACGGAGCGCCGACAGCGGGGCGUUGGGAGCAGCGGUGGCUCCGGGGCCCGGGCGGGAGCGGGGGCCAAACGUACCGCUCCCCGUGGGCGAGGCGGCGCUCCCCGGGACGGGCCGCGCCGCGGGCCUUGCGGGCGUACAGGCUCGAGGAGGAAGGGGGUUAGUGCAGUUGCGGUCAGCCAGGAUGGGGAGAUGCCUGAAGGAGCGGAGGGGAGUCUGAUCGCCGCCCGUGCCCUCGCCGUGCGCUGGAGCCAGCAGGGGAAGAUGUGCGUGUGUGCCCCGGUGCGAAGGCGGCGUGUCUGACCGCGGGACAGAGCCAUGCGCUGAACUGGGAGAUCCUGACAAAAUGGGAGUACUUGCAUUCUCUGCGACUUGCAGUUUGCUUCUAACUCUGGUGCGAGGGCACAGUUUGUUCACCUGUGAGCCGAUUACUAUUUCCAGAUGUUCAGGAAUGCCUUACAAUAUGACUUUUUUCCCAAACAUAAUGGGACACUAUGACCAGGACACGGCUGCUCUCCAAAUGGAGCCUUUUCUUCCGCUUAUGAACCUCCACUGUUCCCCAGACGUCCACACAUUUCUGUGCAAAGCCUUUGUCCCUGCCUGCCUGGAGCAAGUCCAUGUGAUUCACCCCUGUCGGAGCCUCUGUGAGAGGGUGCAUUCCGACUGUAAGAAGCUGAUGGACACUUUUGCAAUCGCAUGGCCUGAAGAGCUGGAAUGUAGCAGACUAGUCAAUUGUGAUGAGACUGUUCCUGCCACUGCUGCUGUAACCACAGACUUACGUGGAACUCAGAAGACCCCAGGCCAGGCCCGAAGGGAUUAUGGGUUCUGGUGCCCACGGCACUUGCACACCACCAAUGGACAAGGCUACAAGUUCCUGGGGAUUGACCAGUGCGCGCCCCCGUGUCCUAAUAUGUACUUCAAAAAUUACGAAUUGGAUGUUGCAAAAAGCUUCAUCGGAAUAGUGUCAAUCUUUUGUCUUUGUGCUACGCUUUUCACAUUCCUGACUUUUCUGAUUGAUGUUAAAAGAUUUAGGUACCCGGAGAGGCCCAUCAUAUAUUACUCCGUCUGUUACAGCAUAGUCUCCCUGGUGUACUUUAUUGGGUUUUUACUUGGGAACAGAACUGCCUGUAACAAGGCAGAUGAUAAGUUAGAAAUCGGUGAAACAGUUGUUCUUGGCUCCCAAAACAAAGCCUGUACUUUCCUUUUCAUGGUUUUGUAUUUUUUCACGAUGGCAGGAACUAUAUGGUGGGUGAUUCUUACGAUCACUUGGUUCCUCGCAGCGGGAAGGAAAUGGAGCUGUGAAGCUAUUGCACAGAAGGCCAUGUGGUUCCAUGCAGUCGCGUGGGGAAUACCUGGUUUUCUAACCAUCAUGCUCCUUGCGAUGAACAAAGUGGAAGGGGACAAUAUCAGCGGAGUUUGUUUUGUGGGUCUCUAUGAUCUGGAUGCCUCUCUGUACUUUGUGCUUUUGCCUCUGUGCCUUUGUGUGUUUUUCGGUCUCUCUCUUCUUUUAGCUGGUAUUAUUUCUUUAAAUCAUGUGCGGCAAGUCAUACAGCACGAUGGCAGAAACCAGGAGAAACUAAAGAAAUUUAUGAUCCGCAUUGGAGUUUUUAGUGGGUUAUACCUGGUGCCACUUGUAGCACUUCUUGGAUGUUACGUCUAUGAACUGGUGAACCGGAAAAUCUGGGAAACGACUUGGGUGUUUGACCACUGUGACCAGUACCACAUUCCGUGUCCUUACCAGGCAAAGGCACUGGCAAGACCAGAAAUAUUUUUGUUUCUGAUGAAAUACUUGCUGACAUUAAUUGUUGGCAUAUCUCCAGUCUUCUGGGUGGGAAGUAAAAAGACCUGUUCUGAAUGGGCCAAUUUCUUCAACAGAAAUCGCAAAAGAGAUCCAAUCAGUGAGAGUCGAAGAGUGCUGCAAGAAUCCUGCGAAUUUUUCUUGAGGCACAAUUCCAAAGUUAAACAUAAAAAGAAGCACUACAAAUCCACCUCACACAGGUUGAAAGUCAUUUCGAAGUCAAUGGGGACGAGUACGGGUGGCACCACAAAUCAUGGAACCUCUGCGGUAGCAAUCACUAAUCACGAUUACUUAAGCCAAGAAACUGUUGCAGAAAUUAAAACCUCUCCAGAGACAUCUGAGAAAGAGAUAGAGGCAGAUGGAACAUCAGCCCGAAGGGUCGAGGAGGGUGAAAACAGUGGAGAUCAAAUGUUAUCUAGUUCUAAACUGACCGUGGAGCAGGUGGAAAAAAGAAACAAAGCCGAUAGCACGUGUGAUAUGAGUAGCUUGACUGAGAGCAUGAAGAGAGCAGGUGAAGGAAGAAUAACUCCUAAAAACGAUUUUAUUGAUUCUCCUGCAUUACAAAGGAGCUGUUCCCAAAUACCUGAUGUCUCACAGUCACCUUCUGUGUCACUACUUGUCUACUCGGCUUCAGACACUAGAAGAGAGUUGGAUUCAGGAAACAGUUCAAACCCUUGAAAGACUGAGUUUUUAUAUGAACAUUUUCAAUGUAUAAGACAAAUACGGAUUCUGUGUUACACUGGAAAUAACAGAUAUUUUGUGCCUUAUUAAAAAACACACUUAUCUUGCUUUGCACUUAAAAAAUGUAAGUUUUGCUGUGGGGACAGUUAGCAAUACUGUAAUAUAUCUAAUCCUAUCCAGGAAUAAUGGAAAUUGAAGUUCUGUAGGACACAGCUGGAUUGACUAGCAAUAAUUUAAGAAAAGGAUGAGAGAAAUAAAUAUUAUUCCAAAUAGAAAGAACACUUUGCAAUGAAUAGCAUUAAAAUAAUGCUUAGAAAGCACUGUUACUUUUCAAGGCAUAAAAGUUCCAUCUGCGUCUUUGAUAUUUUUCAAAACUUGUUAAUCUUUUUCCUCUUUUUUGCUGUGUCUUAAACAGCAGUAUCACUUAGAUACACAAAUUUAUAAAUAUUCUCUAAAUAAUGUCAUGAUGUAUCAAUUACAGCACUGUUUUAUGGUAGCUUGUACACUGAAUAUGAAAGGGAAACUGGAAUUAGUGAUUUAUUUUGUACAUAAAAACAAAUUUUGUAAAUAACUGACUGCAUAAGGUCGAUAUUUAGAACUACUGUUUUGUAUGUAUUGUACAAACUUGGUGAAGUUCACAUGCUUCCUGUAGGCUGUGGUGGGCAGAGAAGGUGACUUUGUUCUGGGGCAGAGGGACUGUACCUGUACAGGUGAGGUGACUGUACCUGUACAGGUGAGGUGACUGUACCUGUACAGGUGAGGUGUGCCACACGCUGUGCGUCGGGGCCGGGCAGGGCAGAACCCCGGGCAUCCCAUGACGGGGACCGUGCGUUCGAUGCAGCAGCGCUGCAGGAACAUCCUUCUCGAAGCCCCUCCUGCUGUGGUGUUCAGAGCAUCGUGCCAAAGAAGAAAUCACUGCACAACAUCCCUCCUGGCAUGGGGGACAGACUCUGAAGUGUGUACACUUUGGGGUGUUUUUUUUUACAGGGCUGCAGUGAAAGUGUAUGUUUCACUUUAUUUCUAUGCAAGUAACAUUAAUUUUUAAAAAUUCUGUAGAGAUAUCUUGCAGAAAAUAAACUUUUGAGUUAUUAAUAUACAGGUUUGUUUAACAUUAUAUUUACUUAAAAGAGGGCCUUAACAUUUUUUCUACAAAGCUAAAUUUUCUAUAUGCCACAGCAAUAUAUUUUCUUUAAAUCAAAAAGGCCUUAAUACAUGUAGCCUUUCUUAUGAUGGGGUGGUCCCCAAGAGCGAGUACUACUGACAUGAAUAAGAAUUUCAUCGUUUUGCUCUUAAGAAAUCCUGGCUCCAAUUAAGUCAAUGUGAUUUAUUACCUGAGAUAAUUUGGAGACAGGAUUUUGCUGUUUUCUAAACCUAAAUGUCAAUGCGUUUUGUGAGACUGUUCAGCAUCUUGUGUGUGAUUACUAAUAAGAGUAUUUCUCAGUACUUUGAUAGUAUUGUCUUCCAAUUUGGGCAGCAUUCAAGGUGAUGCUUUGAACAGUCAAUCAAAAUUGCAUUGUACAAGGGUCAUGUAAAUGCUGGAACAACAGGAACUACAGUUCUGAUAAACCAAAGUUGUUAGUUUUAUCCAUCAUGUAUUAAAACUGGAAUGUAUUUACCUUUAUUACACCGUCUGCAUUUUAGCAUUUGUAGCUUAUUGCCUUAAAUAGGACAUGCCACUUCUAUUAUCAUCUCCCCAUGGAAAAAAUAGAGAAUUCUUGCUGCUGAGAAAGGUUUGAAAAAUCUCCUGUGAAAACUGCACACCAAGAACCCUUCAUUCUUGUAGUCACAUUUGUAAACGGGUAACUUUAUACACAUGUUCUGUAGUUUUGUUAUUACUGUCUUUGUUAGUAAUAAAAUAUACUGUUGUAUAGUAA
Molecule: messenger RNA, 4356 nt
Organism: Calidris pugnax (ruff)
Lineage: Eukaryota; Metazoa; Chordata; Aves; Charadriiformes; Scolopacidae
Gene: FZD6
Product: frizzled class receptor 6
Exons: 7
Coding region: 350-2479 (709 amino acids)
Biological process (GO): non-canonical Wnt signaling pathway; canonical Wnt signaling pathway
Cellular component (GO): plasma membrane
Molecular function (GO): Wnt receptor activity; Wnt-protein binding
Source: RefSeq, a predicted model, not a curated record